AUGGCUUUCAAUCAAGAUGAACUCGUAUCUCCGGCCUGGUUGGAUGAUGCGUUCUUUCUCAAGGUAGUGCGUGAAAUGCACAAUGAUGCAUCGAUUGAGUUGACCAACGAGUGUGUGCUACGUCCCGGCACUAAAGCCGGUGAUCAUUUCGCCAGUGUGAUGUACCGUACUACCGUCACCUAUCGUUCAAAGAAUGAUCAAGCGGAAAAAUCCAUCAAUUUGAUCAUGAAAACGAAACCGGAAGCGGAAGGGCUGAAGAAGGAGCUGCUGGAAGAUGAUGGACUGUUUAUGAUCGAGAUUAAGGUGUACAGUAAAGUGCUGCCAGAAAUUGCGAGGCUGUUGAAAGAGAUCGGCGAGGAGUAUAAGUACCCAAGGUUUAUUUACGGUGCCUUAAAGCCACAUACGAUCUUCAUAUUAGAAGACAUCAGCUACCAGGGAUGGGUGAUGGAUGAUUUCAUUAAAACGUUUGACGAUAUGAAACCGAUCGUGAAGAAUAUUGCAAUGUUUCAUGCCGCUUCGGUCAUGAUAGAAAGCAGCGAUCCGCACUUUGCCAGCGAGUUUGGAUUUUCAGUGGCUGACAAGUUUAUGGCCUUUGAUGGGAUGGUUACGAAAGGUUUCGGUGAUUUGAAACAUUUGAGCAAAACGGACUCAGCGUUUGCUCAUUUUGAGAAACCGCUAGAUAGCUUCCAGAAAUCACUUCACGAUGACUAUGUGGCUAUUUUUAACCCUCCGAAGACGGUUCAACGCGUACUGAUUCACGGAGACUUCCACAGCAAGAACAUGCUGCACCAAGUGGACGAGAGUGGCCGACACACGGAUACGAUACUGAUUGAUUACCAGAUCUGCAACUGGACCACACCGGCCAUCGAUCUUUACUAUCUGCUCGACAUGAUACCGGAGCAAGACGUUAAGGACAACCAUCGCGAAGAGCUGAUCUGUUUAUACCAUCAACAGUUUAGUGAUCUGUUGAAGCGAUUGGGCUUUCUAGGGAAAAUACCGACACUAUUGGAUUUGCAGCUUGAACUCCUUCGUUGCAGUGGUCUAGAGCUGUUUCACUACGCGGUGUUUUCUUCAUUCCGUUACAUGGAUGUCACCAAGAUGGACAUUGAGGCACUGCUCACAGGGCAGGCGGACAAUCCCGCAUUGAACAAUCCGAAGUUUAAAAGCAUGAUCCAUAGAGAGCUAACCCGAUUCCUGCACCAGGGAGUCUUGGUCGCAUGACCGGUCGUAAAAAGAGGGAACUGUGCAAAGCCGAAGGUUGAUGCUGAUAAAAAAUAAAACCCCCACUGGAAUAUCGCUCCAGAUAGUAAUUAUUGCUGUGCCACGCUUCGGCGAGUGCUAUCUGCUAGACACCUUCUACUGCCUGCUCGCGUCCAAAUCUAUUGUUUUCUGAUUGUUAAAAUGGCACUUAAGAGGGUCGCGUGGCCUUUCUAUGGCCGCCAAAAAAGGGGGAGGGCAUACGUCAUAACCGAUUAGAUUGAUCAUUUUUGCCAUCUCAUGAUACGAAAAAAAAGGAUGGAACCAAUGGCUCGGCAGGGUUAAUUGAUAAACGAGUUCUUUCGG
Anopheles aquasalis is the source of this 1563-nucleotide messenger RNA. RefSeq lists its product as uncharacterized. NCBI's taxonomy places the organism in Eukaryota, Metazoa, Arthropoda, Insecta, Diptera, Culicidae. The record is from RefSeq and is a predicted model, not a curated record.